Syzygium oleosum is the source of this 1483-nucleotide messenger RNA. RefSeq names its product hsp70 nucleotide exchange factor fes1. Lineage: Eukaryota; Viridiplantae; Streptophyta; Magnoliopsida; Myrtales; Myrtaceae. The transcript has 6 exons. The coding region runs from base 123 to 1310 and encodes 395 amino acids. The record is from RefSeq and is a predicted model, not a curated record.
CCGCUCGAUCCUCAUUUUCAUUCUGGUUUUCCUCUCCUCGCUGCAGCUCGUCCACCACAGCUGAGCUCGAUUCCUAGGGUUUCCGGUUACCUCGGCUCCCUCGGAGGACCACCGUCCCCGCAAUGUCCGACGGCGGCGGCGGCGGCGGCGGCGAGGGGCCCAACUGGCAAGGCCUCUUCAAAUGGAGCGUCGCCCACUCCGACGGCACCCGCCCCGCCCGCGACUUGAGCGAGGAGGACCGGAGGUGGUUCGUGGAGGCCAUGCAGGCCCAGACCGUGGACGUGAUCAAGCGGAUGAAGGAGAUCACGCUGGUGAUGCAGACGCCGGAGCAGGUGCUGGAGUCUCAGGGUGUUACCGCCGGUGAUAUCGAAGAUAUGUUGGAUGAGCUGCAGGAGCACGUCGAGUCUAUCGACAUGGCCAACGAUCUCCACUCAAUUGGCGGUUUACUUCCUCUUCUCAAUUACUUGAAGAAUUCACACGCGAAUAUUCGAGCAAAGGCUGCAGACGUUGUCACAACCAUAGUUCAGAACAAUCCUAGGAGUCAACAACUAGUCAUGGAAGCAAAUGGCUUAGAAUAUCUGCUUUCUAAUUUUACGUCAGAUCCUGAUGUGACAGUCCGUACAAAAGCACUUGGUGCUAUAUCCUCUCUGAUUCGUCACAAUAAGCCUGGAAUCACUGCUUUUCGUCUAGCAAAUGGUUACGUGGCAUUGAAAGAUGCUUUGAGUUCAGACAAUGUGAGAUUUCAAAGGAAAGCACUGAACCUGAUCCAUUACCUUCUGCAUGAGAAUGGCUCUGAUUGCAAAGUUGUGAAUGAGCUAGGAUUCCCGCGCAUCAUGAUGCAUCUUGUAGCCAGUGAUGACUCAGAUGUUCGAGAAGCUGCUCUUCGGGGCCUGCUCGAGCUUGUGCAAGACAAGGAGGACGGGACUGGCAGCAGACUAGCUGAGGACGAUGAGAAGCUAAAGCAGUUGCUCCAAGAACGUAUCAAUGGCAUGAGCCUGAUGUCACCCGAUGAUCUAGGAGCUGCUAGAGAGGAGAGGCAACUGGUGGACUCUAUCUGGAAUGCCUGCUACAAUGAACCUUCAUCUCUACGCAAAAAGGGGCUCCUUGUUCUCCCUGGAGAGGAUGCGCCGCCGCCUCCGCCUGAUGUUGCCAGUCGCCACUUUGAACCACCUCUGCGAGCAUGGGCUGCAGCUGAUGCUAAUAAGGGGUCUGAUGCUCAGGAGAGUAAACCGCCACUGCUAUUAGGACCUGGCCCUACUCCCGAUGCAGCUCCGAGAGAAGAAAAUGCUGAUGCGCAAAGGAAUCCGUAGGAGUCAGCUAAGUUAUUCUCUGGCUUCUCAUGGACGUGCUUUUAAAUCUGUUCGGAAUAGAAAGAUAGAAUAUAUUUUGUACCUUUGUAGAUGUAGAAACUUGUUCAUAUGGGUCCUCCUCAAUGAUGUUCCCCUCCACAUUAUAACAUAUAGGGCUGUCUUUUUUGUGGUUU